AUGUGGGUUUUGUGUAAAGAUCAGGAUUGGCAUUUUCCAGUAAGGAGGAACAACAAGGAUGGCAAGGCAUGUCACCUAGGUAAAGGACGACCUAAGGCAUAUGGCACUGGACAGGCCUCACGGAAGAAAGGAAGAGAACAUGCCCCCAUCUACGUUGACGGAGCUGAGGUCGAGGGGAUGGAGAGCAUAAAUUUCCUAAGACUAACAAUAACUGACAAUCUAAGUCAACUUCCCCUCUUCCAAUUCAAAACUCGUCAGGAAACCGUCAACUGGAGGCGAAUUAGUGCCAUUGACGUGGACAGAGUGGCUCAUGAACUGGAUUUUGUCACUUUGCAGGAAAAUAUACUCAAUAUCACCUUUUGCAACAUGGAUACUGAAAAAUGCCCUUAUUGUCAAAAUCCGCUGGAUCCUACUCUGUUGAAACUGUUCAGAUUGGCACAGCUCACCAUAGAAUAUCUUCUUCAUUCUCAAGAGUACCUAACAGUUAACUUGCAGAUGUAUGAAGAAAAAUUGCAAGCAUCAGAAUUUGGAAAAGAGCAAAUCAAAAAGGAACUUUGCAAUUUAUCUGAUGAAAUGAAGUCUCAGAAAGAGGAAUGCAAAUGCAGGAAGCAGAUCAUUUCUUCUCAACAGAUGAUGAUUCAGCCCGGUGCUAAUAAUUAUUAUAAGUGCCAAUAUUGUGACAAAACUUUCAUGAACAGUUUCUAUAUGCAAAGUCACAUUCAGCGUCGGCACCCAAAUAAUGCAACAUCUGAAAAGCAGAAGAAGAAUGAAUCUGUAAAGAUCCAGGACGAAAUAGAUCAGUUGAAAAAGCAAUUACAACAUAUUCAGUCCCAGCUAGAAACUGAGAAGCAGCUGUAUUUUAAAACACAUUCUCAGGAACUUGAAAAAAGAAGAAUGGAAGAAAAUGAAACAAUAAAAAGCUUUGAAAGAUGGAAGGAGGAAGAAAAAAAGAAGCUGAAUAGUGAGAUGGAGAAAAUGAAAGAAAUGCUUGCUGAAGAGUUUAGAGAAAUGACUGAAAAGAACACUGCAUUGGAAAGAGUUAAAACAGCGACCGAACUUGUACACAAUAUUCUAAAAGUGGCCUAUGUAUCUGAACACCUAGGACGGAACCUUGUCGAAUGUUUUGUCGAAGCUGAUAUAGACAACUUUUACUGCUCUGACUUCAUCUGCCUUCUUUGUCACCUCGAACUUUUGCAGGUAAAGAGUACUAGCAUGCAACUUAAAUCUAGUCUUGGAGCUUUGAAAAAUGAACAUGAACACAACAUUCAGGAGGAAAGCCGACGAUACCAACAGGAAGUGAAGGAUCUUAAGAAUAUUUUGGAAAAACAGGAAAAUAAGUGGACUUCGGACAUAAACAGUCUUCUUGAAAGACAUGACCAUGAGAAACAAAAGCUCCAGCUUGAAAUAGAGAGCUUGAUGUCAUCAAUUACAAAAAAUCAGAAGGCAAAUUCUUGUUACUGCAAGAAAAAGAUGAAAGAACUAUAUCAAAAACUGCAUGAUCAGCAUCAACUGAUAGUUCAUCAGAAGGAAGAGCUGAAAACAUGUUCUGUCAAAUUGCCAGGGAAGAAAUUGGAACCAUCAUAUAUGAAACAUCUACCAGAAGUAUCAACAUGCAAUGAAGACCUUAGAAAAGUUUUGAAGAAAAAUCCAAAUAUUGUGAAGGAAUUACGUAAGAUAGUGGAGAAAAGUUUGACAGAAAAAUUAGAAAACCUAGGGAUAAAACCUAUAUGGCAAAUGGAUGGACCGGUCAAGACCCAGUCAUGCCUACUCAAAUUUACAUCUGCCCCCAGCUUUGAUGACGUGACAAGGAAGGUUGAUGAGGACAGGGCGAAGGACGUGGUCUAUGAGAUGACAGCCCAUGACAGCACUGGCAGAUCCCAGACAGGUGGAGGUGUGUCCAACAUCAAGCUCCCCCAUCCCUACGAGCAGAGAAUUUUGUUCCAGGAGAAGACGGGAAUUGAUCCUGCAGAGGUGUAG
This is a messenger RNA of Stegostoma tigrinum, 1977 nucleotides long. RefSeq names its product cilium assembly protein DZIP1-like. The coding region runs from base 1 to 1977 and encodes 658 amino acids. Gene Ontology annotation, biological process: cilium assembly. The transcript has 17 exons. Lineage: Eukaryota; Metazoa; Chordata; Chondrichthyes; Orectolobiformes; Stegostomatidae. The record is from RefSeq and is a predicted model, not a curated record. Gene Ontology annotation, cellular component: ciliary basal body; cytoplasm.